CGUGACUUAAAAUAGAGACCGCCGUUUCUUCACAACGUUUCCUUGUGCCUAGAGAGGACACCGGCUGUCGUACGUUUUGUGAACUUUUGAGUUACGAUCUUGGUCAAGUCUAUUUCCACAACAUGGGCUGCUGUUCGGGUAUCAUCAGAGUGCUUCUCUUCAUCUUCAACUUCGUGUUCUGGCUGAUAGGCCUUGCCCUGCUGGGUAUCGGGAUCUGGCUGCUGGUGGACCCUGCCAGUAAAGCUAUCCAGAGUGUCCUGUCGUUCUAUGGCAUCGCGGUGUACAUCAUCAUCGCGGCGGGGGCCAUCACCACCGUGGUCGGCUUCCUGGGCUGCUGCGGGGCCUGCAAGGAGAGCAAGUGUCUACUCAUCAUGUUCUCGAUAUUCCUCGGGAUCAUCUUCGCUGUGGAGGUCGCUGCUGGCAUCGUGGCCAUCGUCCAAAGAGGUUUGCUGUCGGACCUGAUUACUGACAGUUUUGCCGACAUCUUAAAUCAAGAGCCUGACUUGGAAAGCUUGACCGGAGCGGUCAAAGUCGGUGUCGUUGCCAUGCAGGCCGGGCUCCAAUGCUGUGGACUUAAUGCCACGAGUAACUGGGCAAACCCGCAACUUGAAGACAGCUGCAAAUGCACCGGGCCUACGCAAGGCGUUCCCACGGUUCCACCCGGCAUCACGACUGGACCUACUACCGCAGCUCCGUCAACAACAAGCGUGGUGAUGACAACUUCUAACGGCUCCGUCCCUGUCGGACCUGGCGGUGGCGGUACAGGCGGUGGGAGUCAGGAUCCGGACGCGUGUGUAGGAGGGCUGUACCAACCAUGCGAAGGCAAGCUGCAGACGUUCCUUGAAGACAACUUCCUGAUUGUUGGCGUGGCGGCUCUGGUCUUCUCUGUUGUCCAGAUCAUUGGAAUCUGCUUCUCCUGCAUUGUUAUUAAGAACGCAAACACCGACGUGGGGCCAGUUUAGAGGCUGCCGGACGCAAGGAUUU
Molecule: messenger RNA, 984 nt
Organism: Branchiostoma floridae (Florida lancelet)
Lineage: Eukaryota; Metazoa; Chordata; Leptocardii; Amphioxiformes; Branchiostomatidae
Product: CD9 antigen-like
Exons: 7
Coding region: 123-962 (279 amino acids)
Cellular component (GO): membrane
Source: RefSeq, a predicted model, not a curated record